This is a messenger RNA of Emiliania huxleyi CCMP1516, 273 nucleotides long. RefSeq lists its product as hypothetical. The annotation marks the transcript as partial. The transcript has a single exon. Gene Ontology annotation, cellular component: nucleus; cytoplasm. The record is from RefSeq and is a predicted model, not a curated record. NCBI's taxonomy places the organism in Eukaryota, Haptophyta, Isochrysidales, Noelaerhabdaceae. Gene Ontology annotation, molecular function: protein serine/threonine phosphatase activity.
GUACUAGCUCAGCAGCCGAGCGUCGCGCGGGUCGCCGCGCCCGUCAAGAUCUUCGGCGACAUCCACGGCCAACUGCUCGACGUGCUGCUACUCUUCGCGACGUACGGCUCGCCCACCCAUUCCGGGGGCGACGUGCAGACGACUUCCUACAUCUUUAACGGUGACUUUGUGGACCGCGGAGCGCACCAGCUCGAGGUGGUCGUGCUCCUCUUCUCGCUCAAGAUCAUGUAUCCUGACCAGAUCUUCCUGUUGCGCGGCAACCACGAGUUUCGC